Molecule: messenger RNA, 2217 nt
Organism: Puccinia triticina
Lineage: Eukaryota; Fungi; Basidiomycota; Pucciniomycetes; Pucciniales; Pucciniaceae
Exons: 5
Coding region: 1-2217 (738 amino acids)
Cellular component (GO): cytoplasm
Source: RefSeq, a predicted model, not a curated record
AUGAGACUCGUGGCCUAUGGGGGUGUCUCCACCCUCUCAACAACAUGCGCCGUGCUUGCUGCGUUCAGACAACGGGCCAACUUCUAUGCGGCCGCCGUAUACCUCAGCAAGAGCAACGCAUGCAUGAUGAUCCUCUGCAACUUCGGCAUCUUCUGCACGAUCCUCCUCGCCAAAGCGCUCCAAUCGAUCUUCUUCGGCCAGCUCCGAUUAGCCGAGAUCGAGCGGGUCAACGAUCGGCUAUGGUUCACGAUUAGCGAGACCCUGCUGGCCUUGGCCAUGUUCAGAGACGAGUUCGAUACCAGCUUUGUCGUCCUGUUUAUCAGUCUGAUCUUCGUCAAAGUCUUCCAUUGGUUGGCUGCCUAUCGAGUAGAAUGGAUGGAUCAAACUACCUCGCCCCCUGGAAAACUGUUUCAUGCACGCAUGAUCUCGGUGUUGUCGAUCAUCUGGAUAACUGACAUGCUCUUGAUUGCGUAUGCCACCGAAUCUGUUUUACUACAUGGUCCAAGCGUGGUCUUGAUGUUUGAGAUGGAGUAUAUUAUUAUGCAAGUCACUUGCCUCUCGAUCAUCUGCAAAUACAUCCUCAACUCCUACGCUCACUACCGGGCCCAAGAACAUUGGGAGGGCAAAUCGACGUACCAAUUCUACAUCGAACUGGCCACCGACUUCCUCAAGCUGCUCACUUACAUUGGCUUUUUAUCGUUAACGCUCACCUUCCACGGCCUGCCGAUCAAUGUGCUGCGAGAUGUCUACUACACAUUCAGAUCAUUUGUGACGAAAUGUAACAAUCUGGUCCGGUUCCGUCAAGCGACCCGAAACAUGAACGAACGCUAUCCGAACGCUACUCGAGCAGAGAUGGAGUCACUGGCGGACAAGACCUGCAUCAUCUGUCGAGAAGAUAUGGAGUUUCGGGAUGAACAUGAACCAGCAGCUGGCGAUGCCGGACCGAACACGAACGGCAAUGGUGCUGGAGCAGCUGCUGGCCCCAACGAUACACCCAAGAAACUCGUCUGUGGACAUAUCUUCCACUUUCAUUGUCUCAGGAGCUGGCUAGAACGCCAGCAAACUUGUCCCACUUGCCGUCGACCGGUUAUCCAGGCCCCACCAGCCACUCAGGUUGCGCCGCAGAACCCGAAUGCAGCCGUGAAUCGGGCGUUUGCAGCCGCGAUGGCGGCCGCCGGCGCCGGCCCACCGGCGAUCCCGCCGGCCAUCCCAGGAGGGGCCGGUCGAGCUGCUGGGGCGCCCGGGACCCCGUUAGGGCUGCCUGCAGCCCAAGCUGGCGGCCCUGCAGCAGCGCCGGUUGGCGCGGGGGAGGGCAACCUGAUCGGCACCCGCCCCGACGGGAGCCGGCACGACUUCAACCAACGGAUGCGCGAAUUCGAGCAGCGUCUGGCCGCGGCCACUACUUCCAAUCCCGGCGGGGCGGCCGCAGGUCCACCGGGUACGAGCUCGUACCUCCGCCAACAGGCCCAGACCCGCAACAACCCGUUGCUCCAGUUCGACCUCUCCUCCCAUUCGGGCCCCAGCUCGAGUCGCCCGCUCGCCGGCCGCCACCACGUCCGCCUGCGCACCAGCCCCGGCUCCCGGCCGAACAGCCCCGGCUUCCCCACAUUCCCUUCCGCCCGAAUCGAGCGCAAGAACUCCCAGACAUCGCCCACUGCCGCCCCAUCGCCACCAGCCACGGCCGCCGCCAAGCCGCCGACGACGACGAGUGCUCUUCCGCCGGUGGCGCGCGCUCAGCCAGACCUUCCCGCGGAACCCAGCAGCCUGGCCGCCUGUCCGGAAGAUCCGCCCACAGCGACGGACGACACCGACCCUGGCCAGGCUCCGCCAGCCGAGCCGUGUGGAGGAGCGGGCGACAGCGUGCAAGCGGGCUCUCUAGCCGAGCUGAGGAUCGACUUCGGCGGCCCGGCGCCUCCUCCUGGCCCGGCCGAUCGGGCGCGUCUGCCCUGCCUGAUCCCGCUCUUCGACCACCGGGCCUCCCCCGUGCUGCUCCCGGACCCGCAGACGAUUCUCGAGGAGUACCAGCAGAAGGUCGCCGGUCGGCCGGCAGCCGCACCGUCUUGCGCGGGCGACCGGCGCUCGGCCGAGCUGCUCGAGAUCCAGAGCUCUCUGGCCGAGUGCUGUGCUCGGCUGGCCCGGCUCAUGGGCUCUCCGGCUGCUGGCCGGGCUGCUGUGGAUGGUGGAGAGGCUGAGAAGGGCAAGGGGAGGAGCGAGUAG